Messenger RNA from Phaeodactylum tricornutum CCAP 1055/1, 984 nucleotides. RefSeq lists its product with no specific name. The transcript has a single exon. The coding region runs from base 1 to 984 and encodes 327 amino acids. NCBI's taxonomy places the organism in Eukaryota, Bacillariophyta, Bacillariophyceae, Surirellales, Neidiaceae. The record is from RefSeq and is a predicted model, not a curated record.
AUGCAGUUUGUCAAAUCAAUUUUAGAUCACACGAUUGCGGGAGGCCGUGGCGUUGCGCAGGGUCCCCGUGUGGAAGGCACUAAAGGCAGUCGCUUCACGGAUACGCCUAUCUCAUCGGCGGAAACCAGAAAGCGAGAAAACAUCGAGGACUCGUCCAUGUGGAAUGUACUCACGAGUGCCUUUUCCCGACCCGUACCCUCCAACACGACGGCCACGACGAGGAUCUCGGUCCACGACGCCGAAUUAGAAAAGGCAACCGCCCUCGGCCGAACGCGUGGUGAAUCGCCUACCUCGGUAUGGUGGGAUGACACUGGAGAGAGUUGUGUUUCCACGGUUGGUAAAACAAACAUGUUAUGCACAGCGAGUGCUCGCUCGGAAUAUCGCGUCCAGCGUGAGAAUCUGCGCGAAUCGAAAGCUAUACCGUGUUCGAGCAAUUUCCCAUCGGUGGCACUCGAUUUCCGCACCGACGUCAAUGCCGCCAGAAACGGUCCAAUUUUUUCCGAGCAGGAUGUGAUCCUCCUUCAGGCUACGUACGAAAGAGCCGAGUCGUUGCAACAAGCAUUGGAUGCUGCCGAGGUCCAACGGACUAAAAUGAUUGGCAAUCUCAAAUCCCGCAAGGCCAUGCUCCUACAGGCCAAACUCGCGCAAGAGCGUCUCCAAGCCCAGCUCGCGUCAUUUGGGACACGUGAACAAGUGCUGCGGGAAGAGAACGACUCUCUCCGGGUCGGCUUGCAGAACGUGGCGGCUGUCCGGGACGAUUUGAGAAACAAGCUACGCAUUCAAAAGGAUACUCUCAAGGAAGCGCUGCGGGAAAAAGAAGCCGUCCACCGACAGCUGAUAAAGUGUCUGUACGAACGCGAGUUGGAAUCACACUUACUGGGACAAUACCGCCGCUUGAGUUUGCAAACGGGCUACUUCAAGUGGGGUAAGGAAAUUCGCGAAGCGGAAGCUAAAUUGGCCGCAUCGGUGGAAAGAGACGGCUAG